This is a messenger RNA of Girardinichthys multiradiatus, 1389 nucleotides long. It is a transcript of the gene dnajb13, whose product is annotated as DnaJ heat shock protein family (Hsp40) member B13. Bases 137 to 1228 code for a protein of 363 amino acids. Gene Ontology annotation, molecular function: protein-folding chaperone binding. Gene Ontology annotation, cellular component: cytosol. The record is from RefSeq and is a predicted model, not a curated record. The transcript is spliced from 9 exons. Lineage: Eukaryota; Metazoa; Chordata; Actinopteri; Cyprinodontiformes; Goodeidae.
GCGUUCCUCACCAUGGCAACUAAUUUAAACACCCACGAGGUUGUUUCAGCUGUUUAACUACAUGUCGUCCGCUCGAGCUGACGUACUGAGUUUUGUUUGGAGUUUUCCCAGAAAGCUGUAAGUAUUUAACUCCAGCAUGAGCUGUGAUUACUACGAGACGCUUGAAAUAAACAGAAGCGCAACAGAUUCAGAUAUCAAAAAGGCAUAUCGACGUCUUGCUCUGAAGUUUCACCCGAGCAGAAACGGAGAAGCUGGAAGUAGCGAGAUAUUCGUCCAGCUGGGUGAAGCCUAUGAUGUUCUCAGCGACCUAUAUGAUACAGCAAACACUCAGCCGAUGGCCCCCUCCAGGACAAUGUCAAGGCUAAACAGAAUUGCCAGGUGGAACAAAAAGCACAGAAAGAACUUAAAGCUAGUAAAAUUUGCUGUUCAUAGAUGCUCUUCAUCCAUUCUAGCUAGAAAAAAGGCAACCUAUGAUAAAUUUGGUGAGGAGGGACUCAAAGGUGGUAUCCCUGCGGAAAUUGCCAGUGGGGGAGCUUGGUCAUCCAAAUACAUCUACCAUGGCAAUUCUGACAAAACUUUCAGACAGUUCUUUGGAUGUGACAACCCAUUUGCAGACUUUCUUACAAUUGAAUCACCGCUUGAGUUCAGCUGCCUACAGCCAGGAGUGAAAAGGACACAAGAUUCUCCAAUCGAGAGAGAUCUUCAUUUGUCCUUGGAUGAUCUCUUCCAUGGAUGCAUAAAAAAGAUUAAGAUAUCUCGCAGGGUUAUGAAUGAGGACGGACCCACUUCUAGUAUCAAGGACAAGAUUCUGACUAUAGAAGUAAAGCCUGGAUGGAAGGAAGGCACCAGAAUCAUUUUCUCUAAAGAGGGAGAUCAGGGACCAAACUCCAUCCCUGCAGAUAUUGUGUUUCUGGUGCGGGAGAAGCCUCAUCAUCUGUUCAUAAGACAACACAAUGACCUCAUCUACAAGGCCAAGAUCUCUCUGGAGAUGGCACUGACUGGCUUCUCUUUGGAUGUCCAGACACUAGAUGGCAGGCUACUCACCAUUCCUGUCAAUGACAUUGUGGACCCUUCGUACAAGAAAAUGCUGAAUGGAGAGGGAAUGCCGCUGCCACAGGAUCCUUCCCAGAGAGGAGACCUCAUCAUUGCCUUUGACAUCGAAUUUCCAGAGAAGCUCUGCGCUGAAAGCAAGAAUCUGAUAAAACAAGCUCUAAGUUUCAAAUAUUGACAGCAGGUUCAUUAUAUGUGUUGGAUUUCAUUAAGUAAGAGCUGACAUAUACAGUGAAUGAUAGGUAAAUGUAAGGCAGCUUUGCUGAAAUAGCAGCCCUCAGGUUCACUUCAGUGAUUAUAAUAAAGUUGUGCAGCUGUGAUUUGCUGCCAUCAAAGCUC